AUGCUAAAGAUCGCCUCUAUCGUCCAAGGAAUAUGCCUCAGCCUGUUGAUCGACUUGGCGGAGGGCAUCGACCAAGCCGUCAACCCCACGCUCGUGGGCCGUCUGAAGCUGAGCCCGACCGAGCUUGACAAGAUCAAACUUCUCCCUCAAGACAGUGAUUGGACGUUCGACUACUUCGCAAGCGACUUCCAUAAUUACUCUCCUGGCGGCGUAGUCAAUGCCAAUGCAGCAACUUUUCCAGCGACAAUCGGCAACGGCAUGACAAUGUCUUGGCUGACCCUCGGGCCCUGUGCGAUGCUACCGCCGCACUACCAUCCCCGGGCGUCCAAUUAUGUCGUCGCGGUCGAGGGCACCACCGAGACUUUCAUGACGCUGGAGAACGGGGCGCGUCUCGUGCGGACAGUCCUGACGCCAGGCAAAAUGACCAUAUUUCCCACGGGCAGCCUGCAUACAAUGCAGAACACUGGCAGGUUCCGCUGUGAAAACGCAACGCUCGUCUCCGCUCUAAGCUCUGAGGAUGCUGGCACGCACAACGUUGCGAACGGGCUGUUUGGUAUGCCAUCAGAACUUCUGGCCGCGGCGUUUGGCGAUAGUCCACUGGCCAUGCAAUUUGCGGCUCUCGCCCAGAAUAUUCCGGCAGUGGGCACCGGAGCUUCGGAGGGGUCUUCUGAGUGCAUGCGAAGGUGCGAGGGUGGCCCGUCCUUCUGA
This is a messenger RNA of Verticillium alfalfae VaMs.102, 708 nucleotides long. RefSeq names its product spherulin-1A. The transcript is spliced from 2 exons. NCBI's taxonomy places the organism in Eukaryota, Fungi, Ascomycota, Sordariomycetes, Glomerellales, Plectosphaerellaceae. The coding region runs from base 1 to 708 and encodes 235 amino acids. Gene Ontology annotation, molecular function: manganese ion binding. The record is from RefSeq and is a predicted model, not a curated record. Gene Ontology annotation, cellular component: cell wall.